Apis laboriosa (Himalayan honeybee) is the source of this 3064-nucleotide messenger RNA. RefSeq names its product kelch-like protein diablo (gene dbo). The transcript is spliced from 6 exons. The record is from RefSeq and is a predicted model, not a curated record. The coding region runs from base 383 to 2245 and encodes 620 amino acids. Gene Ontology annotation, molecular function: protein binding. Lineage: Eukaryota; Metazoa; Arthropoda; Insecta; Hymenoptera; Apidae.
CCUGGGAAUUUGGUUCAGAAGCGAAGGAAUCGGUAUUUGGUGCAUUAUGCAUCAUAAGCAAAACUAUCAAAAUGAAAGUACCCUCGUGAUAUCGUUUACGAAAAUCUGGUAAACUGCAUUUAUAACGUGGCUCGCUUCUCGAAGCACGACGCUAGUUCGACAUUUAACAUCAUGCUAUUGUUUUAACCGUAUCGAAAAAACGAAGCUGGAAGGGUGAUCAAAUUUUUGUUUAUUGCUUAUUAGCUGGGAAACUACCCAAAUUCUAUCGAGUUUCGAUCGAGUUUCUUAAUCGUACGUCAGAAAUCUUCACAUCCACCAUACAGGAUUUGAGAAGAUCAGGAGGCCUGGUGCGGGCACAUUCAAGAGCUGUGGUGGUUGGUGAAUGGUGUUGCAGAUAGACUCGGUGUGGGGUUGGGCGUCACCCCCGCUGCGCCUCCAACUAGGGGGGUCUAGGGGCGCCUCGGGAAGAGUGGCCGCGGGCGCCCCAUCCUCGCAGAGGAUGGGUGAAAUGGUCGUAGAACGCGCACCUUCCCCAGCCCGCCUUAGUCAUACAUCAGAAAAACAUCCUCGUGCUACACUCACGGAACUUAAUGUUCUUCGACGUCAUCGAGAACUGUGCGACGUUGUCCUCAAUGUCGGCUCUAGAAAGAUAUUUGCACAUCGUGUUAUUUUAUCGGCGUGUAGUCCGUACUUCCGAGCGAUGUUUACUGGGGAGCUGGCGGAAUCUCGACAAACUGAAGUUACAAUACGUGACAUAGAUGAAAUGGCAAUGGAACUAUUGAUAGACUUCUGUUAUACUUCUCAUAUUAUAGUCGAAGAAGCAAACGUUCAAACUCUCCUUCCAGCAGCGUGCCUUCUCCAGCUAGCAGAGAUUCAAGAUAUAUGUUGCGAGUUUCUCAAACGUCAACUAGAUCCAUCUAAUUGUCUAGGUAUACGAGCGUUUGCAGAUACUCAUUCUUGUCGUGAACUUUUACGGAUUGCAGACAAGUUCACUCAACAUAAUUUUCAAGAAGUAAUGGAAAGCGAAGAAUUUCUUUUACUACCUGUUGGCCAAUUAGUAGAUAUUAUUUCUUCGGAUGAAUUAAAUGUUCGAACGGAAGAACAGGUAUUUAGUGCAGUUAUGAAUUGGGUCAAAUACAACGUUACAGAAAGAAGACAGCAUUUGGCGCAAGUUCUUCAGCAUGUACGAUUACCCCUUCUUAGCCCAAAAUUUUUAGUUGGAACCGUAGGCUCUGAUCUUUUAGUUAGAUCUGAUGAUGCAUGUAGAGAUUUAGUAGAUGAAGCGAAAAAUUAUUUGCUGCUUCCUCAAGAAAGGCCGUUGAUGCAAGGACCUAGAACACGACCUAGAAAACCAACCAGACGCGGUGAAGUUCUAUUCGCUGUCGGAGGUUGGUGUUCUGGUGAUGCAAUCGCAAGCGUGGAAAGAUUUGAUCCUAAUACUGCGGAUUGGAAGAUGGUUGCACCAAUGAGUAAACGAAGAUGUGGUGUCGGAGUUGCUGUAUUAAACGAUUUGUUGUAUGCGGUAGGCGGUCACGAUGGACAAAGCUAUUUAAACAGCAUCGAACGAUACGAUCCACAAACAAAUCAGUGGUCUUGUGAUGUUGCACCUACCACGUCAUGUCGAACUAGUGUAGGAGUUGCUGUAUUAGAUGGUUUUCUUUACGCGGUAGGUGGUCAGGAUGGCGUCCAAUGUUUAAAUCAUGUUGAAAGAUAUGAUCCUAAGGAAAAUAAAUGGUCCAAAGUAUCACCAAUGACCACUAGAAGACUUGGAGUAGCUGUUGCUGUGUUAGGCGGUUAUUUAUAUGCCAUCGGCGGGUCUGAUGGUCAAUCGCCAUUAAAUACAGUAGAAAGAUAUGAUCCAAGACAAAAUAAAUGGUCUCAAGUUUCGCCUAUGUCUACAAGACGUAAGCAUUUAGGCUGUGCCGUAUUUAAUAAUCUAAUUUAUGCCGUUGGUGGACGAGAUGAUUGUAUGGAACUUUCGAGCGCAGAACGGUAUAAUCCUCAUACAAAUUCUUGGAGUCCAAUAGUUGCUAUGACAUCAAGAAGAAGUGGAGUAGGUUUAGCAGUAGUGAAUGGUUUACUGUAUGCAGUGGGUGGAUUUGAUGGAACUGCCUAUUUAAAAACAAUUGAAGUGUAUGAUUCGGAACAAAAUCAAUGGAAAUUGUGUGGUUGUAUGAAUUAUAGAAGACUCGGUGGAGGUGUGGGAGUAAUGCGGGCCCCCCAAACCGAGAAUUAUAUUUGGUAGCUCAGGCCCCCCUCUUCAGCUCAAAUGGCUGAAACUCCUUUAACUCCUCUUACACCAAUAACUCCUGUUACACCUGUAACUCCUCCCGCUCCUGUAUCGGUUCCUGUUGUUAUAACUAAUACUAGAAAACGCUACCGCCGAUCGAUGAGCAUUAUAUAAGUAAUAUAUAUCUACAAGACUUUGCCUUUCUAAAGAUAAAGUCGUUUUUAACAUAAAUUAUUAUAAUUUUUUCAUCAGCUUUGUUUAACUCAUAAUUCAUUUAAAAUUAAUCAUUUUUAUUCAAAUGUAAGCUAAUCGUACUAAAUAUGAAUGUAUAUUUUUCUCUAUAUGUAAAAAAUUUCUUAUAAUGUUUAUAUUAUUGCAAUUUCAUUGUGUUUCUUACAUAAGAUUUUGUAAGAUAUAUUCCUCUUAUAUAUUGUUUAUAUUUGUUUUAUAUAUAUAUAUAUAUAUAUAUAAAACUACCAAUUCCAGUUGCUCUAGAUUUAAGUAUUAUAAUUUCUUUUCUUUUUUAUGUAAUGUAACUGUAUAUGUUGUAAACAUUUAAGACAAAAGAAACAGAAAGGCAAAAUCUCUUUGAAACAUAUUCUUGGAUACAAUAUUCAUUACAAUGGAAUGCUUGCAGCUUCCAUAUAUUCAGUCAUUUAAAAAAAUAAAUUUUUAAAGUCUAUAUUGACAUCAAAACUUCGUUAUGGAGGACUGCUUGUGCAGCCAUUGAUAAAAACAAAAAUAAAGAGUUAAUCAAAAAAAUUGUUUUUGUCUCGAUAGUAUACUUUCUAUAUGUAUCGUAUUUUUAUCAAUAAGACUGAAAUGAAACCAAAA